Messenger RNA from Exophiala aquamarina CBS 119918, 4110 nucleotides. RefSeq lists its product as uncharacterized. The transcript has 3 exons. The coding region runs from base 1 to 4110 and encodes 1369 amino acids. The record is from RefSeq and is a predicted model, not a curated record. Gene Ontology annotation, molecular function: guanyl-nucleotide exchange factor activity. NCBI's taxonomy places the organism in Eukaryota, Fungi, Ascomycota, Eurotiomycetes, Chaetothyriales, Herpotrichiellaceae. Gene Ontology annotation, biological process: regulation of ARF protein signal transduction.
AUGGCAGGGUCAGGUACCUUCUUCACCGAUACCCCGUCAGUAGACAACACCCCAGAGGCUGAUGAGGUCGAGGAUCCCCACGACCUCUCCUUCUCUUCCAACCAUAUCCUGCGUGCUUCGAUGGUGGACAAUCUGGUCAUGUCCCUUGAUCAAUUCUCCAGUGGCGCAUUUGACGACUCACCAUACACGCCUCGUAGCAAUAGCUAUGACACCGGGGCAAAAGAAAUCCGCAAGAGAGGCCACACUUUUUCCUCGUCUGUAUCGUCAGAAGGAGAUGUUCAUGACCUCAGGAGCAUGCCCAAGCCUCCAGAAACUGUCCCUCGCAUCCCUGCACGCAAUAGUGUGAGAUAUCAGAAAAAUGUCCAACGACUACCGAGUAUCUUCGGCGAAGAUGAGGACUCAGUACGCUCCAAGGUGUAUGACGCCCAGCGAGCGACUCAGCCCGGACAUGCCAGACGGAAGAAGAAUAUUUCGGCUGGCGGCAAGAGUACUGGGAGCAGCAACUCCUCGAGCAUCGAUCUCGGCCAUCUUGCCAGUCUCAAAGGCCGAUUGGGUGGACCGGGCAAUCGACGCUCUCGGAGUUUUGAUUUUGGCACCAGACAACGCGUCGCCCGUGCUACAAAGCCAAGUGUGGACGCUGACGGUGCUCCCAUGCCUGUCAUAUUUGCGGGCCCGGAAGCUCGAGAAGGACCUGCUGGUAUAACAGCAUUGCCAAUUAUUCGCAAGAACAGCUCCAAAUCCUCCAAAUCCGCCUAUGCAAAAAAGGGACGGUCAGCUGCAUUAGGGACUGGCACCUUGAGGAAUGAUGCUUUGCCACAGCUUCCCACCAUGAAAAGUGUACCUGGUCUAAACACAGCUGCCCAUGACUACAAGUCUAAUGGGCCGCCGCUAUAUGAAUCUACGCCCGUUCCAAGACCGGGGUUCUUUCGUCGUGUCUUCGGCUCAUCUAAAAAUCCUGUGGCUCAUACAGACUCGGGCCUCAAUUUACACCUCUCCCUACACAAAUCGCAUGGUCGAUCUACCCCCGUACAAGAUGAUAACCAGCCUCCAAGCACCCCUACCGGGAGAGGUCCCCGGGCAGCAGUUCGACGAACCUCCACAGAUAUUUCCGCGAACAAGGAGAACCAGCCCGUCAUUACGAAGAAAUCUUCGGCCUUUUUCCGCCGGAGAAAGAAGUCGUUCUCGAACGUCGUCCCUCCUCCCCUUCCCUUGACUUUGAAUGCUGAGUUAAAGGCAGAUGCAGAACCAACCAGUGAAACAAGUCCCGUCAGCAGCUUACGAGCAUUUAUGGAUCCAUACUUGGGGGAGGAACCGCCCCCAGGAGCCGGUCACGGCCGAACAAAUUCCAUGCAGGGCUACUACAAGAAGCCAAUACCACCUCCUGCAUUUGCGCUGCCAAAGGAGUCAGAUAAUCCUUCGGGGAGCCACGCACGAACAGAGUCGCAUAGUAGUAACAAGACCUUGAAGUCCAACCAAAAACCACCAUCCACCUUGCGCAUUCCCCACCAGGACUCUUUUCUUGCUGAUAGCAGCAGCACCGGCAGCACCGAGGAGUCUUCACGAAUAUCAUCCUUUGAUACUACUCAGCAUUCUGAUAGCGAUAGGUCAGCUUUUAGAAAGCGCCAAUCUGCCAACGACCUGCGGGUUGAGCGUUCUGGGUCGUACAAUUCUCUGCCGAAUCCAAGUCCUGAUCCAAGAAAGACAACGCCGCGACAGGGAUCAUGGAAAUCCGAUAAGACAUCUUUAUCAGCCACAGGAAUGGCUCAGUCGCAGACUCAUCAUGCCGAAACUGGUGAGCAUCAUGGCAGCAAGACAACUCUAAACCAGAAGGUGGCAGUAUCGGCACCAGUACGCCAAAGUUCGGUGGUCGAAUCUACUUCCGAUCUCAGUGAAUAUAGAUCCGCCCCUAGCACGCCCCUCAUCAUUGAGGCGCCUGACAACGGCAUUUUGGUGACUCCAUCACAUACGCUUCGACCUGGCCAUUCUCAGGCACAGAUACAAGACCAUAAAAGGAAGGCCCAACAGAUCUUUGAUAACGCUGACGACGAAGUCGAAUCUUCCGAUGCUGGGCCCUGGCUUGGUGAAGCCGGCCCCGACCGUGAACAUGUGCGGAAAGCAUACAUGGAACUGUUUGAUUGGGUCAAUCAGGACAUCUUGGAAUCGCUGCGAGGCCUUUGCGAUCGCAUUGCUUUGAAGGAGUGGUGGAUUCCUUUGCAAGACGAUGGUGCGAAUGCAACCCUGCACACGCUUUUCGAUCGAGUGCUAACACCACCAGAUGUGGUGCAUACGAUAUGUUACUCAAUACUGCUUCUAAACACCGACUUGCAUCUUGCCGAUAUUGGACAGAAGAUGACCAAGGUGCAGUUUGUGCGGAAUGCGCUUCCCACCAUCAAGCAAGUCGCUCAAGUAAACGGUACUGAUGAGACAACACGAGGACUCUCAGUCGACUCAAGGAUGAAUAUGUCUACUCUCGAAGAUUCGAGCAGCGGUCGGACUCCCAAAAAAUCCAUGGAUCCUACCAGCAAUGUCGAUCAGCAAACUUCUGAGGCUAGGCCCGAAGGCCGCCCAGAUGCAGGACCUGGAAGAGCUUGGGAAAUGCAGAUGGAGUCCGUCCUGAGGUCUUUCUACAGUUCAAUCGCACAGGAACCUUUACCACUCUUUGGCUCACCGAUCGACCCGAAUACGCAUUUGAAUGCAUCCAAUAAUUUCCUGACCAUUGGAUCGAAUAUGCUGCGCCGAACACCCAGUGUCUUGAGCAAAGCACAUUCUGAUACACAGCGUGGACGAUUAGGCGGCGAAAGUAAGUCUCUUGGUGCUAGGUGGGCCAGCAAGGCAAGAUCGCGACCUCGUUUGCCAUCAGCACCCGGGUUUGGCUCUAGUAGAACCAGCGUUGACGAGCAGUCGUCCGCCUGGAGUCCAUCGAUGUCGAGCACCUGGAGCAAGGUAUCCCUUGGUAAAACACUAACAUCGAUGUCAGUGGACUCUCUGGGUACUGAGGCCACCCACAACGAUUACCAGUCCUCGAUUGGGUUUGCUAAUGCUUUAAGUCAAGCAAUUAUUCGAGAUGAUCAAAUGGAUUUCCCAGUAGAGGAGAAUAUCAAAGCCGGAGCCUUGCUUGAGGAUGAAUCUCUCGAGCUCUGUGGCGCACCUUGGGCUAAGGAAGGAAUUGUCAAGCACAAAUGUCACUUGGAGGGUGUGGACAAACGGUCCAAAGACCGGAAUUGGAAUGAUUGUUUUGCAGUGAUCGAGAAAGGAUGGAUGAGAUUAUUCUCAUUUUCCAUGACGGCCAAGUCACUCCGAAACAAGGCUCGCACACCUCGGGCAGGAGCAGUUGUAGGAGGAGGCAAUUGGCAAGAGAAUGCGGAAGAAGUAUGGAAGUUUAUGCUUCGUCAUACUAUUGCAAGCUCACUGCCACCGCCAGGGUAUUCCAAAGCGAGACCGUAUGUGUGGGCGUUGAGUCUACCAACCGGUGCAGUGCAUCUUUUCUCGGUUGGAACCCCAGACAUUGUCAAGGAAUUUGUCCACACGGCCAAUUUCUGGAGUGCCCGUCUAUCCAAAGAGCCCAUGAUGGGUGGGAUCAGCAACAUGGAAUACGGUUGGAGCGACGAGGUUGUCAACCGAGCUCUGAUGGUGUCUGAGUCUCAGCCUACCCAUAACGGCGGGUUGAAUGCACGACCAAGCACUCAGAUGUCGAUGCGGAGCUCCAUGGACCAUGUCGGUGGUGUGCGUGCUAAGCUUCCAGGAGACAAGGCCCAGAUCAAGGAAUGGAACCCUCCACAGCAGUCGAUGUUUGCCUCACAAUUACUUGAGGUGGACCAGUUAAGGGCGUUGCAGACAUACGUCAGCAACGUGGAAGAAGAGUUAUCGAAGCACAAUGAGCUUCGGGGGUUGAUGCUUCUUGCCUUCACGACUAAGCAUCCGAAUGCGAACAAGGCAAUGAACAACUGGGAGAAGAAGAGCAGUUACUUGCUCCGUGAGAUCGUCAAGUUCCGGACAUAUAUCGACACGCUGCAAAAUGCAGAGGCCACGAAACAGCGGAUUUAUUCUCUGCGAAAGCAGGAAGAUGCGGCAGUCCGUGCUGAGAUGGAUGCGAGAGCAGUGAAUGCAUAG